AUGUCGCUCACAUGCGUCGAAGUCUCGCUCCAUUCGAGCGUGAAGGGCCUAGAGCACGUCUACACCGCCGUGAACGCUUAUCUGAUACCGCUCACUCUGGACGGCGCUGUGCGUAAUGGCUGUCUGGGCGUCCUGGAACGGUUCAAGACAAAGUCCUGCACCACUGACGCUAUGGACGCGGCGCUAGAUAACUACCACUACAGCACCAUCCAAUGGCUCGUAAUUAACAACAAACUGGUCCCCAAGUCUUUAAUAGUAAACGAAGCGCUGAAGUGCGCGGCCGAACAAGGAAAAAGUGAGGCAGUAGAGCACCUGCUGGCUCACUGUAGUGAUGAGGCAGUCGAGAGGGCGUUUAAGUACGCAGCUCGCAAGGAGAAAUGGCAAGUUGUCGAGAUAUUAUACAGAAAAUGCACACAUGGCUGUGCUGCUCUGGGCGAUGCGCUGAAGAUAGCAGCCAGUAAAGGGGAGCGAGACGUGGUGGAGCUCCUCUGGAGAGGGUGCGACGAGAAAGAUGUGGCCCGCUCGUUGAAGAGCGCAGCUGUGGAAGGUAAAUGGAACGUGGGAGAAGGGCCUGGUGGAAGCACUGAAAGUGGUCGUGAUACAACAUCGAUGGGACGUAGCAAAGCUCUUGUGUCGGAAGCUGCAGAAGAAAGAGUAUGA
This is a messenger RNA of Phytophthora nicotianae INRA-310, 660 nucleotides long. RefSeq lists its product as hypothetical. The transcript has 2 exons. The record is from RefSeq and is a predicted model, not a curated record. Lineage: Eukaryota; Oomycota; Peronosporomycetes; Peronosporales; Peronosporaceae. The coding region runs from base 1 to 660 and encodes 219 amino acids.